This is a messenger RNA of Funneliformis mosseae, 164 nucleotides long. The record is from the annotation of a GenBank genome assembly. Lineage: Eukaryota; Fungi; Glomeromycota; Glomeromycetes; Glomerales; Glomeraceae.
CGACGAAUAUGUUGUACCACAAAUGCGUUAAUGUCCGAAAUGUGCAUUGGGGUACAACAGAUAUAAUGGAAAGUAUGGUAUUUAUUAGAAUUAUCGCUUUUCCUAGUGGGAAUUAUAAGUCGAGACUUCUUCCGCAAUGGACUUCACCAAACCUGAAUUUAUAA